UUCUUCUUUUCUUCAGUCUUCACUUGUCUGCCCACGCCCAAGCCUCUGAAACUUGUCUAAACACCAACAAUUCUCUUCCCUUUUUUCUCCUUCAACAAUAAACAUGGCCGCCCCAGCCUCGUGGCAGGCCCAGGAAGAGGGUUUCAAAGAGAUCUGUGGCUUGUUAGAGCAACAGAUUUCUCCAUCUUCAACUGCUGACAAGUCCCAGAUUUGGCAACAACUCCAACACUACUCUCAGUUCCCUGAUUUCAAUAACUACCUCGCCUUCAUCCUCGCACGUGGCGAGGGUAAAUCGGUGGAGGUUCGACAAGCUGCUGGUUUGCUGUUGAAAAAUAACCUUAGAACAGCAUACAAAUCUAUGGCUCCUGCAAACCAACAGUAUAUAAAGUCAGAGUUGUUGCCUUGUUUAGGAGCUGCUGAUAGGCACAUCAGGUCCACUGUUGGGACUGUUGUUAGUGUUUUUGUUCAACUAGGUGGGAUUUCGGUAUGGCCUGAACUGUUGCAAGCUCUAGUAAAUUGCUUGGACAGUAAUGACAUCAAUCAUAUGGAAGGUGCUAUGGAUGCUUUGUCCAAGAUUUGUGAGGACAUACCCCAAGUGCUGGAUUCAGAUGUACCUGGGUUGGCUGAGCGCCCCAUCAACAUCUUCCUCCCUAGAUUUUUGCAGUUUUUCCAGUCACCACAUUCCUCGCUAAGAAAGCUUUCCUUGGGUUCUGUAAAUCAAUACAUCAUGCUGAUGCCUUCGGCUUUAUUUACAUCCAUGGAUCAGUAUCUUCAGGGUUUGUUUGUUCUUGCUAAUGACCCUGCUACAGAAGUCCGAAAAUUGGUUUGUGCAGCAUUUGUUCAACUAAUUGAAGUCCGUCCAUCUUUCUUGGAGCCGCAUCCAAGGAACGUAAUUGAAUACAUGCUACAAGUCAACAAGGAUGCUGAUGAUGAAGUGGCUCUUGAAGCUUGUGAAUUCUGGUCUGCAUAUUGUGAUGCUCAACUACCACCUGAAAACCUGAAAGAAUUCUUGCCACGUCUACUUCCGGUUUUGCUUUCAAAUAUGGUUUAUGCUGAUGAUGAUGAGUCACUUCUUGAAGUCGAGGAGGAUGAGUCUCUCCCAGACAGGGACCAGGAUCUAAAACCUCGUUUUCAUUCAUCACGGUUUCACGGAUCAGAAAACUUAGAAGAUGAUGAUGAUGACAUAGUUAACGUAUGGAAUUUGCGGAAGUGCAGCGCAGCAGCGCUUGAUGUUCUCUCCAACGUGUUUGGGGAUGAGAUUCUUCCAACUUUGAUGCCUAUUAUUCAGGCUAAGUUGGCAACUAGUGGUGAUGCAGCCUGGAAAGACAGGGAAGCGGCUGUUUUGGCUCUUGGUGCCGUAGCAGAAGGUUGCAUUAAUGGCCUUUACCCUCAUUUAUCCGAGAUUGUGGCGUUUCUUAUCCCACUUUUAGAUGAUAAAUUUCCUCUAAUACGGAGUAUUUCUUGUUGGACACUUUCUCGAUUCAGCAAAUUUAUUGUUCAGGACACUGGCCAUCAGAAUGGUCACGAGCAAUUUGACAAGGUUCUUAUGGGCCUUUUACGAAGAAUAUUGGAUACUAACAAGCGGGUGCAAGAGGCUGCUUGUUCAGCUUUUGCGACAUUGGAAGAGGAGGCUGCAGAAGAGUUGGCACCACGUUUGGAAGUUAUUUUACAGCACCUUAUGUGUGCUUUUGGAAAAUAUCAGAGACGGAACCUCAGAAUUGUAUAUGAUGCAAUUGGAACUCUAGCUGAUGCUGUUGGACAAGAACUAAAUCAGCCCGUUUAUCUUGAAAUUCUGAUGCCACCAUUAAUUGCAAAGUGGCAGCAACUUCCAAAUUCAGACAAAGAUCUUUUUCCAUUGCUUGAGUGCUUUACGUCCAUAGCACAGGCAUUGGGUACUGGAUUCACUCAGUUUGCUCUUCCUGUAUUUCAGAGGUGCAUAGAUAUCAUCCAGACCCAACAACUGGCAAAGGUUGAUCCUGUUUCAGCUGGAGCUUAUGAUAAAGAAUUUAUCGUAUGCGCUCUUGAUCUGCUCUCUGGACUUGUGGAGGGUCUCGGUGGUGGGAUAGAGAGUUUGAUUGCGCAAAGUAAUUUGCGGGAGUUGCUUCUUCAAUGUUGCAUGGAUGAUGCUCAUGAUGUCAAACAAAGUGCUUUCGCCCUCCUUGGGGACCUUGCAAAAGUGUGUCCUAUUCAUUUGCACCCUCGAUUAUCCGAAUUUCUUGAUGUUGCUGCCAAGCAACUGAACACUUCUAAGCUGAGAGAAACUAUUUCAGUGGCAAAUAAUGCGUGUUGGGCUAUUGGAGAAUUAGCUAUUAAGGUUCGUCAAGAAGUUACUCCAGUUGUUAUGACAGUUAUUUCAAGCCUGGUCUUAAUUCUUAAACAUUCUGAGGAGCUCAAUAAGUCGCUAAUAGAAAAUAGUGCAAUCACACUUGGAAGGCUUGCUUGGGUUUGUCCAGAACUUGUAGCACCUCAUAUGGAGCAUUUCAUGCAAUCAUGGUGUAUUGCAUUGUCUAUGAUACGUGAUGACAUUGAGAAGGAGGAUGCAUUCCGAGGUCUCUGUGCAAUGGUUAAAGUAAAUCCCUCAGGAGCUCUAAGUUCACUUGUUUUCAUGUGCAGAGCUAUUGCAAGUUGGCACGAAAUAAGGAGCGAAGAGCUGCAUAACGAUGUUUGCCAGGUGUUGCAUGGUUAUAAACAGAUGCUGAGGAAUGGUGCAUGGGACCAAUGCAUGUCAGCUUUGGAGCCCCCUGUAAAAGACAAGCUGUCAAAAUAUCAAGUAUAAUACUUUUCUGGUUUUCCUACCGGCAGUCUUCUACUCUUCUUCAAUGUUGUGGUCCAUUGGAGCUGUGUAUCCGUGUUGCUACUAUUGGUCAUUGUGCAUUGCCAGAUGAUAUUGGAGCUUAAUUUUUUAAAGCAAAAAGUCAGUUUUGGUCACAGAUUCUUGAGGCACAGCAUCUUUGUUGCCUUAAUCAUUAAAGCUUGAAGCUGAUAUCCUCUUCAAAUUUUCAACUGAAAGCAAGCUGAGUUUUGAAUGUGGAUAUGGUGUACAGGGGUACAGCUUUUCAAGCUCUGGGAGAGUAUGAUUCUUAUUGUUUUGUGGUUUAAGGAUGGGUAGUAGCAUUUUAUACAAGCUCGAAUUCGUCUUUAUUUUUAUUUUUUUUGUUUCUCCUUUGGUCUCAGUUCUUAUUUUUGUUGUUUUGGUUUAUAGGUUUCUUUCUGGUUUCCCACAGAUUUUGUACAAGCAGUUUUGACCUUGAUUAUUAGAAGUUUACCACCAUGUCUUGUAUGUCCAAGUUUGUAACUUUAAAAUGAGAAUCGACUCGAGUAAUUCUUUGUGCAUCUGGCGAUUGUCAGAUUUGGGUUGUGGGGACAAUAAAUAUUCUGUAACUUUGGUUUUUCCAUGAAAAUGAUUGAAAGUAAUUCAUUUGAACAUUAAGAAGUU
Pistacia vera is the source of this 3436-nucleotide messenger RNA. RefSeq names its product transportin-1. The transcript has 29 exons. Gene Ontology annotation, molecular function: small GTPase binding; nuclear import signal receptor activity. Gene Ontology annotation, cellular component: cytoplasm; nucleus. The record is from RefSeq and is a predicted model, not a curated record. Lineage: Eukaryota; Viridiplantae; Streptophyta; Magnoliopsida; Sapindales; Anacardiaceae. Bases 104 to 2776 code for a protein of 890 amino acids. Gene Ontology annotation, biological process: protein import into nucleus.